CUGAUCUGUAAACUUUUAAGCGACCAGAUUCGAGUGAUCGUCAAAGGAUUUUACAGCUUCGACACGGACGUUAGCAAAUUUAAAGAUCAUCUGCGAGAUUUCUUGGUUCAGAUUAAGGAACAUUGCAACGCUGACACAUCGGAUCUGUACCUCGAAGAACGAGAAAAGCAGAUUCAGGAAGCCCAACAGGAGAAACAACGUGUGAUUGCAACUGUUCCCGGUAUUUUGAAUCCACACGAAAUUCCAGAAGAAAUGCAAGACGCGGCUCACACGGUUCUGACGAUGGCGAUCGUUUGCGGCGACGACGAUGUUGUGCGCUUGUUGAUCGACAAGGGGGCAGACGUAAACAACAUCGACAAUGAGAAACGGUCGCUGGUUCACUGGGCGACGGUGUGCGGUCGGACGAACGUGCUCGAACAGCUGAUGGUCAAAGGGGCUUUGGCGUCCACUGCCGACGUGUACGGCGUGUUCCCGAUUCACUACGCAACGCAGAUCAACGACGGUGACAUAGCCGUUCAGGUGCUGACUGUUCUGCUGCGCUCCGGCGUCGACCCGAACGUCGUCGAUGCCGACGGCCGAACUCCACUUCACUGGGCCGCGCUUUCGGGUAAGGCUGUAAAGGCAGUGUCUUCUGAUUUCACCGUAAACGAUGUGCGUAUGACAGUGAGCUGGAUGAUAUCUAGAACUUUUAUGAAAGAGCUGGGGUGGGAUUUUUGGAUGCCAGUUAUUCAUUAACG
Messenger RNA from Soboliphyme baturini, 737 nucleotides. Lineage: Eukaryota; Metazoa; Nematoda; Enoplea; Dioctophymatida; Soboliphymatidae. The record is from the annotation of a GenBank genome assembly.